Messenger RNA from Pochonia chlamydosporia 170, 825 nucleotides. RefSeq names its product SRR1 domain-containing protein. The transcript is spliced from 3 exons. The record is from RefSeq and is a predicted model, not a curated record. Bases 1 to 825 code for a protein of 274 amino acids. NCBI's taxonomy places the organism in Eukaryota, Fungi, Ascomycota, Sordariomycetes, Hypocreales, Clavicipitaceae.
AUGUCUGGCCCCGACCAACUCCCCCCUCCUUCCGACCAAGAUUGGACGUUCCCUAAACCCAAGAAAACUCGCAAACGCCCUCUCCCUCCUAAACUGCCACAGCGGACGGGGCCAUUAAAAUCCCCCCAAGAAAUUGAAACUGAAUACCUCCAAAUCAAACAAGACUGGUCGACAUCUCCAUGCUGCAUAUCCCUCCGUAAACUCAUCGCCUCCAAUGGACGGAAUCUUUCACCGGUGAACAAGGCAAUUUGCCUAGGCCUAGGCACUUUUGAUCCCCACGAUGACUCUUGGGAGACCAAGCGGAGAACAUAUCGCCAGUACAUUGCUUUUGUAGCCAUGGUUGAAGAAUUAGAAAAAUUCACCACCAACAAAAUAGAAUGCAUCUUCCAAGAACCACUCUUCACAGAACCGGAAAAGCAGUUCCUCACAACAAAAGGACACCGCGUGGUAGACCAUCCCGUUGCAUGCCAAUCCAUAACAGACGACUCGCUCCUCUAUGGGGUCCAUUUAUACCGAGAAUUGUACCAGGAGGCUCUGGAUACGAACUUGCCUGCCAUUUUCGUGGGCACAGACUGGGAUACGUGGGAUGAGCUUAUGCUUCAGGAACCGGCGUUGAUGCGGGGAGUCAAGUCAAUGCACGAGAGGUAUGAGAAGUUUCAGUUUCCGGACGAUGGGCUUACUUUUUCGAGUACUGCUAUUUAUUGGCGGCCGAGGGGGGCGAAAAUUGGUGAAGGGGCUGGAGAGGAGGACGAUGAGGAUAAACAUGCGGAUGCCAAGCCUGAACUGGAACUCACUGGGAAGCUGGAGGCGGUUGUAAUUUCAUAA